AUGGAGAAAAAGACAAAGCUGCCGCCAAAGGGUGCAGUUCUGAUCGAUCAAUUGCCAAAUAAUGCAAUAGAAAACGAGCUACGGGAUGACACGGUGGUGGUAAAGAGUCCGCCUUCUUUGCGCAUUGUCCCACCUAUUAACUUCUGUCCUGUCGAGAAACAUCUAUACAGAUCCGGUCAGCCAUCCGCUAUCAACCACUCGUUCCUCCAACAGCUCCAUUUGAAGUCUGUGAUAUGGCUUGCAACUGAAGAGCCCCAGGAUACAUUCCUAAGAUUUAUGGAGGAAAAUGAUAUCAACUUAUUCUGCAAUUUGGGUUACGACUCUAUAGAUUCUAAUUCUUGGGACGGGCUUUCGGAAUCCUCUAUAAAACAAGCAUUGGAGAUCAUUUCAGACAAACGCCACUAUCCACUACUUGUUUGCUGUGGUAUGGGAAGACACAGGACCGGAACAGUGAUAGGCUGUCUACGAAAACUACAAGGAUGGAACCUUGCCAGUGUCAGCGAAGAAUAUAGACGUUUUACAGGGGUGCGAGGAGGCCGUAUUCUCGUCGAGCUAUUGAUUGAAGCGUUUGAUGUGAGCACUAUAGAAACAAGAAAAGAGGUUGCUCCGGAGUGGUUGCUUAGAUGACAAGAAGGGCCAAAUUUUUAUUCAGUCUUUCUUUCUCGGCGCUGUCUGUAGCGUUCCUGCGCCAUUUGCACAGCCAGUUGCUCUCUUCGCCGCUGAGCAUUGCACUGCUCCCACGCAAAUGUCGAGCCCAACAUCAGCCCUCCAAAUCCCCAAUUGGCAGCCUUACGUAUGUCUUUAUGGUAUAGGAACAUCACGGACGAAAACACAAAUAAACACGAGAAGCCAGCCAACCCCGCAUCUCGGAAGCAUGGUAUUGCUAUCAGAUUGGAAGGGUGGAAAUCGGACCAACUCAGAUUCGAUAAAAUCCUCUUCAUCUCCCUCGACUGAGUUGUGUGCUGUGGAACCGGCUUCUGGUGAUCUGUGUCAAACUUUGGGGGAACAUCCUCCAGAAAUAUUUUUUGUUCCGUUGUAUCCUUUCCAUUACUUGUAGUCUCCUCUUCGGCUGACUGUGUCGAACGUUUCCCAAAUGGC
Messenger RNA from Ogataea polymorpha, 1098 nucleotides. RefSeq lists its product as uncharacterized. NCBI's taxonomy places the organism in Eukaryota, Fungi, Ascomycota, Pichiomycetes, Pichiales, Pichiaceae. Gene Ontology annotation, biological process: protein dephosphorylation. Bases 1 to 627 code for a protein of 208 amino acids. The record is from RefSeq and is a predicted model, not a curated record. Gene Ontology annotation, molecular function: phosphatase activity. The transcript has a single exon.